AUGUCGCUUGUAGCAACUGAAGAAUUUCAGCACAUUCUUCGUAUACAAAACACAAAUGUUGAUGGAAAGCAAAAAAUCAUGUUUGCUAUGACCUCUAUCAAGGGAAUCGGGCGUCGGUUUUCAAAUAUUGUUUGCAAGAAGGCCGAUGUUGACAUGAACAAGAGGGCUGGUGAACUCUCGAAUGCUGAGAUUGAUAAUCUGAUGACUAUUGUUGCUAACCCUCGUCAGUUCAAAAUCCCAGAUUGGUUUCUUAACAGAAAGAAGGAUUACAAAGAUGGGAAAUACUCCCAGGUUACCUCUAAUGCACUUGACAUGAAGCUCAGAGAUGACUUGGAGCGUCUCAAGAAGAUCAGGAACCACCGUGGGCUGCGUCACUACUGGGGUCUGAGAGUCCGUGGACAACACACCAAGACCACUGGUCGUAGGGGAAAGACUGUUGGUGUGUCCAAGAAGCGAUAAGUUUGUCUCUGUUGAACCUUUUUUACAAUUGGUGCUCUUUUUAUUUUCUGCUAGCAAGUUGUUAGAAUUUCUUGUCAAGAGAUUAUUGGUUUAUGAACUGCUGAGUUGAUGGGUUUUUGUUUUUCUGUUUAAUCGAAAUCUUGAGUUAACUUUUGAGAUACCAAAG
Messenger RNA from Lactuca virosa, 625 nucleotides. The record is from the annotation of a GenBank genome assembly. NCBI's taxonomy places the organism in Eukaryota, Viridiplantae, Streptophyta, Magnoliopsida, Asterales, Asteraceae.